Adineta ricciae is the source of this 945-nucleotide messenger RNA. The record is from the annotation of a GenBank genome assembly. Lineage: Eukaryota; Metazoa; Rotifera; Eurotatoria; Adinetida; Adinetidae.
AUGGGUGAUUCAACGUCAACGAGUGUCCUAUCGGCGUCCGCAUCGGUUUUAAACAAAGAUUCACCAGCUAAUCUUUCCAAUCAUUUUGGUAAAUAUGUGAAACUCAAUGUUGGCAAUCAGCUUUUCUUGACAAGUUUCGAUACGUUGACGAAAGAAGAUACAAUGUUCAGAGCGAUGUUCAGUGGACGAAUGGAAGUCGUACAGGAUAGCGAAGGUUGGGUUCUAAUCGAUCGAGAUGGGAAACAUUUUAAUUUCAUUUUGAAUUAUUUACGCGAUGGAACUUUAAAUCUGCCAGAUUGUUUACAAACAUUAAAUGAAUUACUGCAAGAAGCCAAAUUUUAUUGUAUUCAAUCAUUAAUCGAUCUUAUAGAACAAGAUAUCCUACGAAUACAUGCGCGCAAAACUUCCGGUGAUAUUGAUGCUUCUUGUAGAGUGAUAAUGAUCACAUCUGCAAGAGAAUUACAAAAUAUAAUUAGUACAGUCAAGAAACCAAUCAUUAAAUUAGCAAUCAAUAGACAUAAUAAUAAAUAUUCAUAUACAGCUUCAUCUGAUGAAAUGUUAAUGAAAAAUAUCGAGUUGUUCGAUAAACUGAGCAUUCGCUCACAUAAUCGAAUUCUAUUUAUCAAAGAUGUGACUGGUAGUGAAGAAAUCUGUUGUUGGAGUUUUUACGCUAAUGGACAAAAGAUGGCUGAAGUUUGUUGUACGUCAAUUGUUUAUGCAACGGAAAGAAAGCAGAAUAAAGUGGAAUUUUUCGAAGCAAGAAUCUACGAAGAAACGUUGAAUAUUCUUUUGUAUGAAAAUCGAUCUGUGCCGUUUGAUGAAAUGUUUCGUGCAACAUCACCACGAUUUGUUUCGGUAGCUUUGACUGAAAAUGAUUUUGAUGAGGAUCGUUCUUCGUACACAAAUUCUGCUUCUGGAACAAGUCGACUAAUGAGAAAACGUUGA